This is a messenger RNA of Prunus mume (Japanese apricot), 576 nucleotides long. Its product is annotated as transcription factor RF2a-like. Gene Ontology annotation, cellular component: nucleus. The record is from RefSeq and is a predicted model, not a curated record. NCBI's taxonomy places the organism in Eukaryota, Viridiplantae, Streptophyta, Magnoliopsida, Rosales, Rosaceae. Gene Ontology annotation, molecular function: DNA-binding transcription factor activity. Gene Ontology annotation, biological process: regulation of DNA-templated transcription.
AACAGAUUUUCGUUUUCCUCUUAUCUUGUUUCCUUCCUAUCAAACUUACAUGUAUUGACUGUUUCUGGUGUGGAAAAAAUUCUAUUGCAUUAGCACUAUGGCUGAUUCAACUCCCCCCAAAAAUCACAGUGCUAGCUCAAUCACCGGCAUGAAGAAAAACCCUCCUGCAGUUCUUGCAGACAUGGCCCGACACGAUCCAAAGCGAGCGAAAAGGAUUAUGACGAACAGGAGGUCAGCUAUGAAGGCAAAGCAGAGGAAGAAGAUGUAUGUUAGUGCGCUUGAAUAUAACUUGGAAAGGUUGUACUGUGAAGCGGCUGCUCUGUCUGCUCGGUUGAAUCUAUGGAUGACAGAUGCCCUUUACAUACAUGCAGACAACAAGAGACUGAGGCAAUGCCUGCACCAUAUUGUGCAACAAAUUCGAUUGCAAGACACCUUGAUGGAUGAGACUCAAAAAGAGAUUCAAGAUCUGAAAAGAUUUGUUUGGUCACACAAGACCUCAAAAAAUUGAAUGGAGAGUUUGGUCUGGAUGAAGGGACUCCGAGCAACUUCUACUCAUCUUCUUGAAAAACAGCAAUA